Molecule: messenger RNA, 786 nt
Organism: Ctenocephalides felis (cat flea)
Lineage: Eukaryota; Metazoa; Arthropoda; Insecta; Siphonaptera; Pulicidae
Product: neuferricin
Exons: 1
Coding region: 1-786 (261 amino acids)
Cellular component (GO): endomembrane system; membrane
Source: RefSeq, a predicted model, not a curated record
AUGUUGAAUGCCCGCACAGCUUUAUUCGUGUCUUUAACGGCAAUAAUAAUUUUUUACAUCACGACAUUUCGAGAGACUUACGGAAUAAUUAAAUAUGUGAAAACCAAAUUUCUAACUAAUAACAAUCAAGAGGUGUCGGAAGAUGUUUUACUACUUUCUGAACAUGAAUUAUUAAGAUAUAACGGUGACAGCGGUUCGAAAGGUUUAUACCUUUCGAUUUUAGGGAUCGUGUUCGAUGUUGAAAAAGGUAGGAAACACUAUGAACCUGGUGGCAGUUACCACGUAUUUGCCGGGCGAGAUGUUUCGAAAUCCUUUAUAACAGGAGAGUUUGAAAGCGACCAAAUUGACAAUGAUGUCCUGACAUUAGAUGACAAAGAAAUCAUAAGUCUUAAACAAUGGCUAGCUUUCUAUUUUAAAGAAUACAAAUAUGUGGGAAAAUUGAUUGGCCAAUUUUAUGAUAAUAAUGGACACAAAACAGAUUAUUUAAAGCGGUUUGAAGAUAAAAUCAUUCAGGCAGAGCGGAAUGAGAAGGAGAAUAAAAAGAUUCUAAAUCAGUAUCCUGCAUGCAAUAUAGAGUGGGCUGAAGGAGUCGGCACAAAGUACUGGUGUACAAAUAGAAGUGGUGGUCAGCUUCGGGAUUGGGUUGGUUUUCCUAGACAAAUCUUUGACCCUAACUCCAAUACUGAACGAUGUGUUUGCGUUCAAAACCCUUCCGAUACUGCGAAUCAGUAUAAACCAUAUGCUAAUUGUGAUACUUUAUCAGAAUUUUGUUUUUUAAACAAUUAA